GAAUGCUGAUUAUAAUCUGUCUGACAUGAUUGAAAACUGUCCCCAUCUCUUACUCCCCUCCCUUCUGCUCCUCUCUGUCUCUCUCUCCGGCUCUACUAUCACUCCCUCCAUCCCUCUCCCUCUCUCUCGCUUUCUCUAUUUCAAUUUCUCCUAUCGGUGCAUGGUGAUCCGGUGAGUAACAGUGUAUGAAGUAGCCCGUUGCCAUGGCGUCAGAUGCCAGCCACAUGCUGGAGGCAGCCUUGGAGCAAAUGGAUGACAUUAUCGCUGGAGGGUUCUGCGAGGCCUUCUUGAAGUUUGGGGCCCAGGGUUACCACUCCCAGGGUUCGAACUCUGCCCCCACCUUUGCCCUCACCUCAGCCAUUAACCCCAACAUCAGGGUGCUGCAGCUGGUAGAGGAUCUCAGGGUAGCCCUGGAGGGCCAGGUGGACCAGGAGGAGCAUGACUCCAUGAGCAGACAGGUCCCCAUGGACACAGCACACACCCUGUUAGAUUGGCUGGAGAAGGGAGGGGUGAGUAGCUUCAACACAGCCUAAACUCACUUCACACACUA
Messenger RNA from Coregonus clupeaformis (lake whitefish), 550 nucleotides. RefSeq names its product liprin-beta-2-like. The record is from RefSeq and is a predicted model, not a curated record. Lineage: Eukaryota; Metazoa; Chordata; Actinopteri; Salmoniformes; Salmonidae. The transcript is spliced from 2 exons. Bases 204 to 533 code for a protein of 109 amino acids.